Molecule: messenger RNA, 2167 nt
Organism: Oryzias latipes (Japanese medaka)
Lineage: Eukaryota; Metazoa; Chordata; Actinopteri; Beloniformes; Adrianichthyidae
Product: syntaxin-2
Biological process (GO): exocytosis; intracellular protein transport; synaptic vesicle fusion to presynaptic active zone membrane
Cellular component (GO): plasma membrane; synaptic vesicle; SNARE complex
Molecular function (GO): SNAP receptor activity; SNARE binding
Source: RefSeq, a predicted model, not a curated record
UAACUCAUUGGUAGGACCAUUCAAAGGUAGAGGCGUGGUAGGGUGGCAUCUUCCCAAAGUAAUAUCAUCUAUUUACCUUUGAAAUACCAGAAAACGUCGUUUUUUUUGUCGGCAAAUAAUAUGACCCCAGCUUUUUUAAAACAAAGUUUAAAACUUUUUUAUUUAUUUUUAACCUCUGGAAGCCUUAGACUUGUCCGUUUCUUGUACUUGCGCCUGGUGUUUGUUUACCAGCUGCACGGGGCGGCGCAUGCGUGCCCGCGCCUAUUCUCACACAGGUGUGCUCAGUCAGUGACAUCACCUCACAACAGGACGCAGGGCAGCAGGUGGAGGGAGGAAACUCCGCAGCAGUCGAUAAAAGACGGAUGCGACUCGCGGGGGGGAGAGAGCACGGACAAGAUCAUGGAGGACUGCUUCAAAACGGUGGGGGAUGUGAAGAGGCUUAUUGAGAAAAUGUCCAGCCACGUGGAGGAAAUGGAAGCAGUUCACGGCGCCAUCCUGUCCUCUACAAACCAAGACCAGAAACUCAAAGAAGAGCUGGAGCUGCUUAACAAUGAGAUCACACAGAAUGCCGGCUUGGUCCGAACAAAGUUAAAAUCAAUGCAGAAAAGCUGGUUGAAAGAGAAAACUGGUGUCUCAGUGAUCCAUCGAAUCUAUGAGAACCAGCACUCUCAUCUGACCCGCUGCUUUGAUGAAGUGAUGAGGCGACACCACCGAGCCCAAAUCUGCUUCAGAGACAAAUGCAAGGCUCAGAUUCAGAGGCAGCUGGAGAUCGUGGACAAGGCGACUUCAAAUGAGGAGUUGGAAGAAAUGCUGCAUUGUCACAAUUUGGCCAUUUUCAUAGCUGAUGUGAACUCUGAGACUCGUGUGUCGGGUCGAGCUCUGAAUCAGAUCGAAAGACGUCACCAGGACAUCCUGUCCUUAGAGUCCAGCAUCGGAGAGCUUCGUGAGAUAUUUGCUGACACAGCAAUGCUGUUGGAGAGUCAGGGGGAGCUGAUUAACAACAUAGAAAGGAACGUCACAAGUGCAGCGGAAUACGUGGUCGAAUCAAAGGCAGAGAUGGAUAAAGCCAUUACGUACAAGAAAAACCGCCUCCAGGUGGUUUCGCUCCCGAGCUUUUUCAGGCCUUUCAGAAAAAGAAGCAGUACCAAAACCAGACCAGAACCAAACCCUUCUGACCUGAACCACAACUGGACCAGUGAGCUUGAAGGUUCUAAUCAGGACUGAAGCCUGUGCUUCUAAAACACCAAAACUCCUCAGUGACAUUUGUCUGAACUGCUCUCCAGUAUCGAAGUGUUUAGCUUUGUAAUAGAUCCAAACUUUUUAAAUGAUCUGUUUUAUUAGAUACGGAAGAUAUUGGAACAAACCUUUCAGGAAAUCUGUGCCUGACGAACCGAGUCAGGAUCAGACCUGGUUAGACGCUUGAGAAACAUAUAUUUAUUCAGUCCACUUGUUAUUUAUUCUGCCAUCCAGUAGAUGGCACUAUAAUGCAGAAUAUGGGACCAUCAAUGCUACAGUGUAACAUCUUCUUUUUAAAGUUAUUGUUUUAUGUGUUUAUAGUCUGUAAUUUAACAAUAUUUAAUAAAACUGUUAAACCAAGACUCAAAUAAUUUUGCAGUUUUAUCUUCUGUAAAAAAACAAAACAAUGAAAAAUAUGAACUAAAACGUCUCAAAAAUGGGAUUGUGUGCAUCAUCAAUAUUGUCCAAAAUUCACUUUCAUCAUGUAGGUGCGUGCAAAAUUCUUUGGGUUUAUGAGUAUGUGGCGGGGGCACACAGUCCAGGACUGCUGCUUGGUGUUGCUAGUUAUUUGAAUCCCAUCUUCAAAGGCUUUAUCCAGCAGAAUAAAAACCAACAUAACUUAAAAGUUAACAUGCCACAUCUGAAGGGUGGUGGUAAUCUAAGUUUGUAAGAAAUAUUAAUGUUUUCAGACUCAAAUGCUGGUGUUUUAGGCCUUUCCAAUGCAGUCUGGGCAGAGUGAAGAAAUGGUCUGCAUCAUGGGAACAGUGCCAUGUGAACUCCUUGACUUUAUCUCCCAGACUGCAGUUCUCUACCCCACCCCCAUGUCUGCCUCCAAGAUAAUAUUUCACAGCACCUUUAUGCUGAAACCACUGAUUUCUAAAUAAGAACAGAAGGUAUUGUAGUACAAGACAAAAUUGAAAGCAAAAAAAAA